UUAAUGUUCUUCGAAGCGAUAGUAAAAAAUUGUCCAACAAUUCCCCGAUUAAUCGAAAGUUCUUUCAAAACAGCUUCAAAUCAGAAGCAAUUUCAUCAGAAGAAAACGGCGAGCCGCAUUCUUGAACGUACUUGACAUCUGGUGCUAUUCUAGGCCAUUUUACUUCGUCCUGCGCGAACUCACGAAGUGUCUUCGCAGAUAGUAAGUGUAUUAAUUUUCCGUUUCUUCACGCGACAAGAUCCCAAUUAGAAUCGUGAUAUUAUCCCGAUUAUUAAACAAUGGCAGGUAGAUUAUUCGCGAGUCGCUUGCGACCCGUUAUCCAAAUACAAAGAUGCGGAUUGCUGACAGUGGAUAGAAUCGGUAAUAGAGAUGUGGUUGGCUAUGGAUUCAAUGGUGAACCCAGUUACAUAGAUCGAGUAGAUUUCCCCUGUCCUGCAAUACGUUGGAAGGAAAAUACCCCUGAUGUGAUGGCGCUGAGAGAGAAAGAAAAGGGAGACUGGAAGAAGCUAUCUAUUGAAGAGAAGAAAUGUUUAUAUCGUGCUAGUUUUCGCCAAACAUUUAGCGAAAUGGAAGCACCGACAGGAGAGUGGAAAGGCAUUAUUGGAAUAUGUUGCUUAUUUAUAAGCUCUGCCAUAUGGUUAUUCCUGUAUUUCAAAGUAUUUGCUACUCCAGAAUUACCAGAAACAUUCUCGUUAGAACGUCGAUUGGCACAAUUAGAGCGUAUGAAGAAGCUUGACAUGAAUCCGAUCGAUGGACCCUUUGCUCGAAAGUUGAAAGAAAAUUAAAUUAUCUAUUCUUGAAUAAAAUAUAGUCUCACUAUGUACAGUAAUUCUUUCCUUGAACACUUGUAUAUACGUACAAGUGGCUAAAAUUUAAUAAAUGCCAUGUGAUUACAUUAGAACAUCAUUAAUAUUAAUCAGCAUAUUAAAUUAUAUGUGAAAUGUAUAAAUAUAAAUUAGUAUAUUAAAAAUUGUAUGAAAAUGUAAA
Molecule: messenger RNA, 987 nt
Organism: Cataglyphis hispanica
Lineage: Eukaryota; Metazoa; Arthropoda; Insecta; Hymenoptera; Formicidae
Product: cytochrome c oxidase subunit 4 isoform 1, mitochondrial-like
Exons: 4
Coding region: 279-785 (168 amino acids)
Biological process (GO): mitochondrial electron transport, cytochrome c to oxygen
Source: RefSeq, a predicted model, not a curated record